Messenger RNA from Drosophila busckii, 1756 nucleotides. RefSeq names its product cytosol aminopeptidase. Bases 130 to 1701 code for a protein of 523 amino acids. NCBI's taxonomy places the organism in Eukaryota, Metazoa, Arthropoda, Insecta, Diptera, Drosophilidae. The record is from RefSeq and is a predicted model, not a curated record. Gene Ontology annotation, biological process: proteolysis. Gene Ontology annotation, molecular function: metalloaminopeptidase activity; manganese ion binding. The transcript has a single exon. Gene Ontology annotation, cellular component: cytoplasm.
AAAAAAAAAAGAAAAACACAAAAAGCAGACAUAAAAUUUACUGUGAAAAGUUUCCAAAUUACGCGUAGCUCGUUUCAAACUAAAAUAUUCGAUUGUGUUUAGCUAAAAAAAUUUGUAUUUGACUCAAGGAUGAAUCACAUGCGUUCGAGUCCAGCGCGCAGUGCGCUCUGCCUGCGCAGAGUGGCCCAGAAGCUGAUCCGGCGCUAUUCCUGCAAUGAGGGUGCCAGUUCCGGCAAGGGAUUGGUGCUGGGCAUCUAUCAGCAGGAGGGGGACAAGGAGCCCAAGUUCACGACUGCGGCGGAGAAGUUCAACGACCGGCUGGGGGGCAAGCUGAGGCAGCUGGUCUGCGAGACACAGAUAGACGGGCGGCUAGGACUUGGUCGCGUCUUCAACAACAUUGAUCCGGAAUUUAGCGGCGUGGCCGUCGUGGGCGUGGGCAUUGAAGGCAUUGGCUUCAACGAGCUGGAGAUGCUGGACGAGGGCAUGGAGAAUGUGCGUGUGGCCGCCGGCAUAGGCGCACGCUCGCUCGCCGACGAGGGCUGCUCACAAAUCUCUGUGGAUGCCAUGGACUAUGCCGAGCAGGCGGCGGAGGGCAGCACACUGGCGGUUUGGAAGUUUGGCGACAAUCUGAGCAAGAAGAAUCGCCCGGUGUUUCCACGCCUGGACAUGUGGGACUCGGGCGACAUGGAUGGCUGGACGCGUGGCAUAUUCAAGGCGGAGUCACAGAAUCUAGCGCGUCGGCUGUCCGAUGCGCCGGCCAACUGCAUGACGCCCACAAUGUUCGCCCAGGCCACAGUCGAUGCUCUUUGUCCUUGCGGCAUUACCGUGGAGGUGCGCACCAUGGACUGGAUCGAGAUGCAGCGCAUGCAUGCCUUCCUCAUGAUUGCCAAGGGCAGCUGCGAGCCGCCCGUGCUGCUCGAGAUCAGCUACUGCGGCACCGCGCCCGAGGACAAGCCCGUGCUGUUCGUAGGCAAGGGCAUUACCUUCAACUCUGGCGGCAUCAAUCUGCGUCCCUGCAAAAUGAUGCACGAGUAUCGCGCCUCCAUGUCUGGCGCAGCUGCCGUCAUCGCCAUGAUGCGCUGCGUCGCGGCGCUGUCGCUGCCCAUCAAUGUGACCUGCGUCAUUCCACUCUGCGAGAACAUGCCCUCAGGCAUGUCGGCCAAGCCCGGCGACGUGGUCACGCUGCUCAAUGCUCGCUCCAUGGCCAUACGCGAUGUGGACAAGGCGGGCGUCGUGGUGCUGGCGGAUCCUCUGCUCUAUGGCCAGACCACCUACAAGCCGCGUCUGGUCGUCGACAUCGGCACCAUAGGCGUGGGCGUUAAGAAUGCUUACGGUGGCGGCGCCUCCGGCAUCUUCUCCAACUCCCACUACAUCUGGAAGCAGUUCCAACGCGCCGGCUCGCUCACCGGCGAUCGCGUCUGGCGCAUGCCUUUGUGGCAGUACUACAAGCGGCAGGUCACCGACGAGCUGGGCUACGAUCUCAGCAACGAUGGCCGCGGCGAGGCCAGCUCCUGCCUGGCAGCCGCCAUUCUCCACGAGCUGGUGCCCUGCGCCGAUUGGGCGCACAUCGAUACUCGGGGCACUGGCAUGUUGUCCAUGUACGGCAUCAUUCCCUAUUUGACUGCCAGGACGAUGACGGGACGUCCCACGCGCACCUUGGUCCAGUUCCUCUACCAGAUGGCGUGUCCAGAGCUCAAGUAAUCCCUCUUCGGUUCGUGUAAUUUUGUUGAGGUUAAGAUGCAGGGUGAAUUAACUG